AAGGGAUCAUACAUGGAGGAUUUGGUUGAUAAGAUAAUUCUGGUUCCCUUUAGAUCAGCAGUUUUACCCCACUAUGUGUCAUUAACUUGGGAAUUAUGGUACGCCUUCACUCUUACAGCCCUUCAAAUAGAUCGCAUCCCUUAUGCACAAUCCUUCCUUGACCAGACUAAAUUUUUACAAUGCACUGACAACGCGAAUUGACAAGAAUCAAGGCUAAACUGUGCAGUUGUCAAGUGAAACCAGUCCCGUUUUUUAAUCACUCAAUUUAUUAAAAGUGCACACAUUUGAUAACACUCUUUUUAAUUAAUAAGGAAUUUUUAUCUGCUUCUCAUUUUUAUCUUCAAAUCAUGUCAAUCCCAACAAAUCAUCCUGGGUUUAUUUUAACUGCAGAUCCCACAUUGCACGCAUUGCAAACUUUGCUGCAAGAGACGAUCCACUCGAUUGGAAAUGAAGAUCAAGUGAAGAAAAAUUUAAACACGGCGAAACAAUUGCUCGAUACGGCGAGGGUUCGAUAUGAUGACGGAAUUUUAUCAAAAUUUCGAUUAGAUGGACAAGUCGCCCUCGUCACGGGGGCCGGGCAAGGAAUUGGUCGCGCCCUCGCGCACGCCUUGGGCGAGGCUGGAUGCUCCGUAGUAAUCGCGGACAUUAAUGCGACCACGGCUGCCACCGUGGCGUCGGAACUUGAGGCGAAAAAUAUUCAAAGCUUCGCGGUUAAGGUCGACAUUUCAAAAAAGGAAGAAGUCGACGCCAUGAUGGAGGCGAUAUUGGCGAAAUUUGGAAAUUUGCAUAUUGCUUGUAACAAUGCGGGAAUCGCGUCCCAGUCAAAAGGCGAGGAGACGGAGGAGGUCGAGUGGGACACCAUUUUGGGGGUUAAUUUGAAGGGGACGUUCCAUUGUUGUCAAGCUGAAGCGAAACAUAUGCUGAAAAAUGGAUAUGGUCGCAUCAUCAAUACGGCGUCGCUUUGUGCUAAGACCGUUGUCAAGCCGCAGUGUCAGGUCGUGUACAAUUCAUCUAAAGCAGCCGUUGUUCACAUGACAAAAACCUUGGCGACGGAAUGGGCCGGAAGAGGGGUGACGGUCAACUGUAUUUCGCCUGGUUACGUGGACACAGAACUGACGAGGGGAGAACACUUACAAGAUUUCCGCGCCCAAUGGAUCCGUGACAUCCCGAUGAAGAGGUUGGCCGAUGUGGCAGAGUUGACGGGGGCCGUGGUGUACUUGGCAUCCCCCCUUGCCAGCUAUACCACGGGGCUCGACUUCAUCAUCGAUGGGGGUGCAACCCUCUGGUGAAAGUGUGAUGGAUAUGUUUCUUGGAAAUUAUUUUUUUUUAACUGGACAAAUUUUAUUAGAGUUGCAUACAUAAAUAAAAUAUGCAUUUUACAUUAUUUUAUAAAUCUCUUAAUUGAUAAUUAUUAUGUACUUACAAACUAAAUAUGGACAACUUCAAUAUGUAGUCGCUUAACAUUGAUUGGAACCUGCAAUUGUGUGAACUUAGCAAACUCGUAGAUACACUUUUUUUUAAUUCGCAUUAAAAAAUAUACCUAUACAAAAUAUGACAAGUCUAUAUAUGUAAUUUUGAUUUCUGAA
This is a messenger RNA of Folsomia candida, 1586 nucleotides long. Its product is annotated as 3-oxoacyl-[acyl-carrier-protein] reductase FabG. The transcript has 5 exons. NCBI's taxonomy places the organism in Eukaryota, Metazoa, Arthropoda, Collembola, Entomobryomorpha, Isotomidae. The record is from RefSeq and is a predicted model, not a curated record. Gene Ontology annotation, molecular function: oxidoreductase activity, acting on the CH-OH group of donors, NAD or NADP as acceptor. The coding region runs from base 348 to 1289 and encodes 313 amino acids.